Molecule: messenger RNA, 2359 nt
Organism: Zingiber officinale
Lineage: Eukaryota; Viridiplantae; Streptophyta; Magnoliopsida; Zingiberales; Zingiberaceae
Product: protein SIEVE ELEMENT OCCLUSION C-like
Exons: 6
Coding region: 191-2233 (680 amino acids)
Biological process (GO): phloem development
Source: RefSeq, a predicted model, not a curated record
AAAAUUCUUCAAUAUAUGAUAUAAUUAUCACAGUGCUGUUUAAACUACUGGGCACCUGGGAUUUACUUUUACUUUUACUUUUACGUUUACUUGAAGAACAAUGCUGUUCCAAACAGCAGCAAGGCAACGUCGAGGAUCACGAGCUUAUUAAUACGACAAAAUUCUGGGUCAGAGAUCAUCGGCGAGCGAGAUGCAGUCGCAAGGUGGUUCAGAAUGCCUCCUGCCUGAGCACGAAGACAUCUUGAUGAAGAAGAUUCUGCAGACGCAUGCUCCGGAAGAACACCAAGUUGAUUCUGCCUCUCUGCUCGAUCUAACUGAGAGAAUAUUUCUCAACUUCGCAGUGUCAAGCGUACGAAAGGACUGCAGAAGCAAGGAGGAUGCGAAGAUUGUCAACGCUGUGAAAGAGCUAGGAAUCACAGUACAUCAUAUGUCAUGCGAGAUGCUCCAGCAUAUUUCUACAGAUCGUCCACCGAAAGCGACUACAUGUGUUCUCCUGGAGUCGUUGGAGAGACAUCGAUGGAGCACGAAGCUGACUAUCGUUCUUGCAGCAUUGGCAUCGAGCUACGGCAAUUACUGGCUCAUCGCACGCUUCUGCCUCACCAAUCCUCUUGCCUUAUCGCUCGCAGCUAUGAAGGGUCAGCUAAGGAACAGUCUGAAAACAACUACCAUAUUGAACUAUCGGUUAAAGGCUUUGCGAUAUCUUCUUGAGAAAAUGGUCAGCGUGGCGAAAUGUGUGAUGGCGUUCGAAAUACUGCCGACGAACUAUGUGAGCCAAGAUUACGAAGCCUUGGCAAUGAUGAAGAACCAAGUCCAUAUAGCUUCCUACUGGGUGAUCCGAAGUUCAGUAGAGUGUGCUUCGCAGAUUACUAGCACAAUAGCUUCGGGGGUCGAAUCGAACUUGCAGGCAAAGGUCACACCUCAAGUAUGGGAACUCUGGAGUUUAGCUAAAAAGAUCAGCUACAUAUAUGAGGUUUUAAGAAAUAACUUUGAUGCCUUCAGUCAACAAAUAGAGAAGAAAGUACAUUUGAGACUCGUGAAUUUAUUUGCUGGAGUUCAUGACAACAACCAGGAUGUUCUAUACACAUUAUUUGCUCAAAAGGAUGAUUUUCCCCUCAGGGAUUCUUGCUCACAGGAGAAGGUUGGUGUUAAUGUAUUAAGUAACAAAGUAGUGAUGCUCUUCAUCUCAAGCCUGAACAUAUACCCGGAAAAGCUUCUUCUCGUGGUACAACAAUCAGAGAAAAAGAUUCAUAAUAGGCCAGAAGAAGAAUAUGAGAUUGUUUGGAUUCCAGCAAUGUUUUCCGCACAAGAAGUCGAAAGAAGAGUGUACGACCAAGUAGUCGACAUUCUCCCAUGGUACUCUAUCACCGAACCUUCGAACUUGAGCUCAUCGGUUAUGAAAUUCAUAAAAGAAGUAUGGCACUUCCAAGGAGACUCCAUGAUGGUGGCCUUAGAUCAUGGCGGAAACGUAUCCUCCCUAGAUGCAUUCGAUAUGGUCGCAAUUUGGGGCUCGAAAGCUUACCCAUUCACAACUUCAAAAGAGAGGGAGCUAUGGGAAGAACAAAGAUGGACAAUGGAACUUCUACUAGACAGCAUAGAUCCGCUUUUCUCCUAUUGGAUGGAAGAGAGAAGAAUCAUCUGCCUCUAUGGAACUAAUGAUUUAGGAUGGGCUCGAGAGUUGAGCAAAAAAAUGAAAGCCCUCAGCGAAGCUGGAGUCCCAGUAGAGCUCAUCUACGUGGGAAGCAACAUGCAGGAGCAAACCUCAAGCACACUGACAAGAAUCAUGGAGGAGAAACUGAGCAGGUACUUGUCGCACGUAAACAUCAGGAUCUUCUGGCUGCGUUUGCAGAGCAUGCGAAGUUCGAGGCAGAGACUUGGGUACGCAAGUGAAUCUGACGACUCCAUCACGCAAGAGAUAGACUCCUUGCUGAGCUCCGACACACGAAGCUCCGGCUGGCUGCUGGUCGGUGAAGGGGCGUCCGGUGAAGUUCUUAAGCUUUGGGGUAAUCAAGUGUUGGAGUCUCUGUCAAACCUCCAUGCAUGGGGGCAGAAGAUUAGGAGGUUGGGAUUCUUGGGCGCCCUCCUGAAAUCCCUCGGCACUUCGGCCACAGAACCCUGCGAUUAUUCCGUCGUGACCCCUUUCUCAGAGAGCUCCAUUAAUGGAGAGUCGUCGGUUUGCAAGAAGUGCAAGUCUAUAAUGGAGAAGCACAUCAUGUAUCAAUGCGGGACGUGUUGAAGUCGUUCCAUUAUAAACAUGAGAUUCUCGUGUGUUGAUCCUGUUUUUUGGGAUUAAAGUUGAGAAUUAGAUCCACUUUAGAUCUAUAUGCUCGAUCCUCUGAGUACUGUUUAUUAUUUUAAUGAG